UGGGACACUUUUAGGGGGCGUGGCUUAAAAGCAGCAUUUCCUGUACAGUCAUUUGAAAACAGCGUCUCCAGGACCUGCAACAUCUGAACCUGUCAGGAGGAACACGGGACAUGUGAGGACUCCAGAGGAACGGCCACCUGAGUUCAUCUCGACUCACUCAUGGAAAGCCAGGCCUGGCUGGAGUCCUCUCUGCGCCGCUCUGCCAGUCUGGGCCUGGAGGUGCUGGAGCGAGCCUCCAGACGGAGUGUGGACUGGACAAGCACCAGAGCAUCCCAGACCUCCACUACGACAGAUGAGGGCACACACAUACCUUUUCAGAGAGCACACGAAGAGCUCGAUGAUGUCUUUGCAACCAUCGCAGGGCUCAUGGUGCAGACGACCUAUCAGUGCAAGAGGUUUUAUGGGUCAGCAUGUUGCACCGAGCCCACUGAGAAUGAGAGGAACCACGUGUCCAGGUUCCACACACGAGCAGGUGCUGGAUCAACAACACCUGCACCGUUGGGCAGAAAACACGUCAAGACCACACAUGGCAAGGCUCCUGUGUCAGCAUUAGGUGAAGAUUUCUACAUCGAGGUUUCUCCAGGGACGUACGCCAUCACUGCCAGCACGCCGGAGUCACAGCAGCAAACUCAGCUGGUCAGCGUGAGAGCCGGAGAGAGCGUGGACCUCACCUUUAACCUUUGACCUCUCACCUGCUUUGGAUGAAUUACCUUCAAUUACAAAACCUGACCAAAGCUGA
Notolabrus celidotus (New Zealand spotty) is the source of this 739-nucleotide messenger RNA. RefSeq names its product A kinase (PRKA) interacting protein 1 (gene akip1). Gene Ontology annotation, biological process: regulation of non-canonical NF-kappaB signal transduction. The transcript has 5 exons. Gene Ontology annotation, cellular component: nucleoplasm. The coding region runs from base 160 to 684 and encodes 174 amino acids. Lineage: Eukaryota; Metazoa; Chordata; Actinopteri; Labriformes; Labridae. The record is from RefSeq and is a predicted model, not a curated record.